AAAAUCGUGUACGUGACCGGCGGUUCUGCUAGCUGUAGCCUCCGCCUGCCAGACUUCACCGGUGCGUGUAGUCCAGCUGCUCAUCACCAUGUUCAGUGCCGCCGUCCGACUUUCUGUCUCCGGGGUCCGGGCUCUGACCCGCACGCAACCACGUUGCCAAGCUGUUUUGGCCUCGAGGUGUUAUUCACAUGGGACCCAGGAGACGGAUGAGGAGUUUGAUUCCCGCUGGGUCACCUAUUUCAACAGGCCAGACAUCGACGCAUGGGAGUUGAGAAAGGGGGUGAACACAUUGAUCGAGUACGAUCUGGUGCCUGAGCCAAAGAUUCUCGAGGCAGCACUGAGAGCCUGUCGGAGGCUAGACGAUUUUGCCAGCACUGUCCGAAUUUUGGAAGUCGUGAAGGAAAAAGCUGGCCCUCAUAAAGACAUCUACCCAUACGUGAUCCAGGAGCUCAGGCCAACUUUAAGUGAGCUUGGGAUCGCCACACCUGAAGAGCUUGGCAUUGACAAAGCGUAGAUGAGUACCUGCUAGUGAAGACCCCCAGAUCCAAAACCAUUAUAAAUGUUUGCCUCAUAAAAGUGUGAUAUUUAAUUUGGCCUUUAUUACGUUCUGUUGCUUGUAAAAUAUUGAUGAGCCUAAUAAAGGAAAAUGUAUCUUUA
Molecule: messenger RNA, 657 nt
Organism: Betta splendens (Siamese fighting fish)
Lineage: Eukaryota; Metazoa; Chordata; Actinopteri; Anabantiformes; Osphronemidae
Product: cytochrome c oxidase subunit 5A, mitochondrial
Exons: 5
Coding region: 89-514 (141 amino acids)
Biological process (GO): mitochondrial electron transport, cytochrome c to oxygen
Cellular component (GO): mitochondrial inner membrane
Source: RefSeq, a predicted model, not a curated record